Molecule: messenger RNA, 2109 nt
Organism: Carassius gibelio (silver crucian carp)
Lineage: Eukaryota; Metazoa; Chordata; Actinopteri; Cypriniformes; Cyprinidae
Gene: htra1a
Product: HtrA serine peptidase 1a
Exons: 9
Coding region: 240-1679 (479 amino acids)
Biological process (GO): proteolysis; positive regulation of apoptotic process; programmed cell death
Cellular component (GO): extracellular region
Molecular function (GO): protein binding; serine-type endopeptidase activity
Source: RefSeq, a predicted model, not a curated record
GUGCGCGUGGAAUCCGGAGCGCUUUUAUAAACGCUGCGCCAGCAGAAACUCAAGAGACGCGCACUGUGCUCGCUCCCGCGGUGCAUCGAAUUUACAAAGCUCGGUCCAAAGAUUAUUCCCGCUUAGAGGUAGCUCAGUUGGUCUCGUUAGAAACUAAAGAACGCGAAGUUGGUCUCGUUAGAAACUAAAGAACGCGAAGUUUUCAAUUAACAUUCCUUAUUUAUUUAACUUUGAUCAGUAUGAUUUGGAUAACUGUGUUCUGCAUCUGCGUCUUGGUAACAUCGCUGCAAACUGAUGCGCGCCUCAUUAAACGCUAUGUGAUCGGCGGAUGUCCGAGUCAGUGCGAUAAGUCAAUGUGUCCAUCGAUGCCAAAGGACUGUCCGACAGGACAGGUGAUGGAUCACUGCAACUGCUGCCUAGUGUGCGCGUCCGGAGAGGGAGAGGCGUGCGGCGGGGUCGGUAAACUGGGGGACCCGGUGUGUGGAGAGAGUUUGGAGUGCUCCGUGACCGGAGGAGUGGGCUUCUCCGCAACAGUCAGGAGGAGAGGGAAACACGGUAUCUGCGUGUGUAAAAGCAGCGACCCGGUGUGCGGCAGUGACGGAGUCUCCUAUCGGAACAUAUGCGAACUGAAGCGAGUCAGUAACCGAGCGCAGAGCCUCCAGCAGCCGCCGGUGCUCUUCAUACAGCGCGGAGCGUGUGGGGCUUCUAUCCAUGAUAACCCCAAUAGCCUGAGAUACAAGUACAAUUUCAUUGCAGAUGUUGUAGAGAAGAUUGCCCCUGCCGUGGUUCAUAUUGAACUGUAUCGCAAGACGGUGUAUUCAAAGCGUGAAAUGGCAGUGGCGAGUGGAUCAGGGUUUGUGGUGUCUGACGACGGCCUCAUUGUGACAAACGCCCAUGUGGUAGCCAAUAAAAACCGAGUGAAGGUGGAGCUUAAAAAUGGAGCCUCGUAUGAUGCUAAGAUCAAGGAUGUUGAUGAAAAAGCAGAUAUCGCUCUCAUAAAGAUCGAUUCACCGAGUAAGCUUCCUGUGCUGCUUCUCGGCCGAUCGGCUGACCUUAGACCGGGAGAAUUUGUGGUUGCUAUCGGCAGUCCAUUUUCCCUCCAGAAUACAGUGACCACAGGGAUAGUGAGCACUACGCAGAGAGGCGGGAAAGAGUUGGGUCUACGAAACUCAGAUAUGGAUUACAUUCAGACCGACGCCAUCAUUAAUUAUGGCAACUCAGGAGGACCAUUAGUCAAUCUGGAUGGUGAAGUGAUUGGGAUCAACACACUGAAAGUGACGGCUGGAAUCUCCUUCGCUAUUCCAUCAGACAAGAUACGACAAUUUCUGGCUGAGUCGUAUGACAGACUGGCCAGAGGUCGAGGAGCGACUAAGAAAAGAUACAUUGGUGUUCGUAUGAUGACCCUAACUCCUGCACUGUCCAAAGAGCUGAGAGGUCGACUGCGCGACUUCCCUGACAUCACAUCAGGAGCCUAUGUGACUGAGGUCAUCUCUAAAACCCCAGCUGCAGCAGGUGGACUUAAGGAGAAUGACGUCAUCAUUUCUAUCAAUGGUCAGCGGAUCUCCUCCGCAACGGAUGUGAGUGCAGCCAUCAAAAAGGACUCCAGUUUACGUGUGGUGGUUCGACGUGGCAACGAGGACGUUAUCCUCACUAUCAUUCCCAUGGAGAUUGACCCUUGACCCUGAACAGAGCUGGUGUUCAUCAACCCCACCAAUGAACUUACCGGGUGUGUCCUCUGCCCCGCCCCUACGAGGGACAUCUGGCCAAAUGUCCUUGUUCUUGAAAUGACAGGCAGGGUGAAAGCUCAGCCUGAGAUUUUAGACUGUACAGAGCACAGUGAUGUAGAUUCACAUUUAUUAAUGUUUUUUUUUUUUUUUUUUUAAUCAAAAUGAAUGAUUUAGAGGAUGCUACUACUGUUUACUGUUCAACAUUAACCAUUGGACAAGAUUAGAUUUUCCAGAAUAUAGAUAGAUAUGCUCUUUCAUUACCCAACAAUAUAGUGCACAGCAACUUGAGGAGCUUUACAGAACCUGAUUGGAAUUUCUAACCAUUUUUGUAAAAUAAAUUGACAUUUUUGUUGUUGAAAAAAUUAAAAACCUUUUGAUAUUG